GCCGUAUAUAUACAGCCAUUAGUGUUGAACACAAACACAACACAAUCGACACAAGCAUUGCAUUCAAUUCAUUGCCAUUUGUAUUGCAAUCGGAUUUUGGACUACAAUUCAAAUCACAUCACAAUAACAGCUGAUUCAGUGACCACUCAAUCAACUGAUCCCUACAAGUGAUCUCAAGAACAGUCGAGACAUACAACAGACGAGUGGUAACCGUAAGGCAAGUGCGAAGACAUCAGACAUCUGGAGGUAUGGCUGGUGUGGUAACCGUUGAGAAGGCAAAGGGAUUGGCGGCCGAAACCAAUGCCACCGCCGCCGAAGACAAUACCGUCGAUGACGACAAACACGUGACGGACGACCAGUCGGUGGACAACGCGGCGGCGAAGAAGAAGCGGAACCGCAAGAAAAACAAGAAAAAGGCCGCCAAUGAAGAGGUGUCCGGCGAUGGCGGCGGAGGCGGUGCCGACGGGUUGGCCGACGAUCUCAACGAUCUGGUCAUCAAUGGUGCCAACGGUGGCGGCGAAGAGCCAGCGGCUGCUGUCGCUGAAGGAGAGAACGGCUCGAGUCAACAGAAAGCGGCCAAAAAGAAGAAGAAAAACAAGUCCAAGAGUGGCGGCGCCGGUGCUGGCGGUCAGGUGUCUACUACUGGUGGUAAACAGCAGACAACGCCGCCGUCGAUACCGAUCGUUGAGCUGUUCCCCGACACCAAUUACCCGUUGGGCGAAGUGGUCAACCAUCCGGUGCCGGCCGGUGUCGACGGCAAAACAGCGAUGGAUAGGACCAGCAAUGCGGAGAAGCGUGCGCUCGACUCGGCCAGCGAUGAGAUAUACAAAGAGCUCCGAUUGGCCGCCGAAGCGCACCGACAGACACGCAAAUACAUGCAAUCCGUGAUAAAGCCGGGCCUAACCAUGAUUAACAUCUGUGAGACUCUGGAGGAAACGGCUCGGAAACUGAUCGGCGAGAACGGUCUGGAGGCGGGGCUGGCGUUCCCGACGGGGUGUUCGCUCAACCACUGCGCCGCUCACUACACGCCCAACGCCGGGGACCCGACUGUCCUCCAGUACGACGACGUGUGCAAAAUUGAUUUCGGCACUCAUAUCAACGGCCGUAUCAUUGACUGCGCCUUCACCGUAGCCUUCAAUCCCAAGUACGACAAACUCCUGGAAGCGGUCAGAGACGCCACCAAUACUGGUAUACGUGAGGCCGGUAUCGAUGUCCGGCUCUGCGAUGUCGGCGAAGCCAUACAGGAGGUGAUGGAGAGCUAUGAGGUGGAGAUCGACGGCAAAACUUAUCCAGUUAAGUCCAUUCGUAAUCUCAACGGCCAUUCCAUUGGUCCCUAUAGAAUACACGCCGGAAAGACUGUACCCAUCGUUAAGGGCGGCGAACAGACCAAAAUGGAGGAAGGCGAGUUCUACGCUAUCGAGACGUUUGGCAGCACAGGCAAGGGCUACGUUCACGACGAUAUGGAGACCUCUCAUUACAUGAAGAACUUCGACGUGGGUCACGUGCCCCUACGUUUGGCCAAAUCGAAACAACUGUUGAACGUGAUCAACCAGUCGUUCAGCACGUUGGCCUUCUGCCGCCGCUGGCUGGACCGACUCGGCCAGAAUCGGUACCUCAUGGCGCUGAAAGACCUGUGCGAGAAGGGCAUUGUGGCCCCCUAUCCGCCCCUCUGCGACCAGAAGGGCUGCUACACCGCGCAGUUCGAGCACACGAUUAUGUUGCGGCCCACCUGUAAAGAGGUGGUCAGCCGUGGCGAUGACUACUGAGUGCAGGGGUUGUGAGGGGUGGCCACCCCUGUUGCGGGUGUCGUACCUCAUGAUGAAGUACUUUAUUUGUUAGUUUAAAAGUAUUUUUUAAUUAUAAUUACAUUUAAAACACGAUUAUUAUUGAUAUUAUUAUUAUUAUAUAAGUCUAUCUCUAAGUAUAGAUCUAAUGAUUAAAAUCGCUAUUUAUUUAUAAUAAGGGUUCAAUAUAUAUAUAUAUUGUUGUAAUU
Molecule: messenger RNA, 1993 nt
Organism: Medioppia subpectinata
Lineage: Eukaryota; Metazoa; Arthropoda; Arachnida; Sarcoptiformes; Oppiidae
Source: the annotation of a GenBank genome assembly